UAAAGUUGCUCUUGUGAGCCAUUUGGGUGGUAUGCUGUCAUGCGUUUGCAGGAAACUUGGUUGUCUAUACUUAUCAUGGACGCCGAGCUAUUUGGUACGGUAGAGUGACACCAUGUUACUGCAAAGAUAUUGUAGAGAAUACGCUGGAUGAUAACAAAGUAAUCGAGGACCUUGUUCGGGGCAUAUUUGAAGUUAAAUCAAAACCAAAAAUAUGCCAAGCGACCCUUGAAUGGUGAAAGAAAGAGCGUCUAUAUACCAUGUUCAGUAAUAAACACACCUUUGUCUUUGACAGCCUUAAAUUCAGGCACAAUGCGUUAUUGAUGAUACGAAAAAAGUUCUCGAACGUUUUACCGGUCACGUGCUCCUGUGUCAGUCGUUUUUAUUUAUAUACAUCUAUUCAGGUCAAUAAACUUUUAUUUCCUUUUCUCAUCCCCCCCUCCCCACUUACCGCAAAACUGUCGAAUACAACAAGAGAGAACUACGGACCAGGAGGAGUAUUUUCUAUUCCCAAAUUAAAGUCUUUGAGUAGUGCAAAAAACUGCUUUGAAUGCGGUGCACCUUUCAACUUGUUCAAGCAAAAAUAUCACUGUCGAAACUGCGGAAGUAUUGUUUGUUCCAACUGUUCUGAUCAUAGAAACACACUAAAAAAAUUUGGCUAUGAAAAUCCUGUACGAUGCUGUGAUACCUGCGAGAAAUUAAUCAAAAUGCAGAAUAUGAACUCGAGUGAAUUGUCUCAAUUAAGCCUGAAAGAAUUGAAAGAGUAUAUUUCUGCCUAUAAUUUAAACGCAAAAAAUGCUAUUGAGAAAAAUGAUUUGGUUCGCAUCAUUUUCAAUACGAAACCUAUCUCCAAUGAAAACGAGUGCUAUUUUCGAAGAAAUCGAUCUGGACGCAGUCAGCAACAGAAUCAACAAGGAAGUGGGUUUUCAUUCUCAAAUAUGGUGCAGGAUUUAUUUAGUCCUAGUGAUGAAUGGCGAAAAGAACAAGAAGAGAGAAGGUUACAGCAACAAAGACUUGAGCAAGAACAAAGGAGACAAAGAGAAGAAGAACAAAGACGAAACUACAACAUGCAACGACAACAAGAAAUAAUAGAGCGACGAAGAGAGAUACAGCGAGAACAAGAAAGAGAAUUAGAGAGAGAACGAGAAUUGGAAAAAGAGCGACGAAAAGAACUGCAAAAGAAACAACAAAAAGAUGAGAAGCUGUUGUCCUUACAAGAUAUGAUAAAAGCCAAUAUUGAUCCAGCUUCUUUAUCAGUAAAGACACUCAAAACAAUACUUAAAUCAAAUUUCGUUGAACAAUCACAUGUCAUUGAAAAAUCAGAACUAGUCAAGUUAGUCGUGCGACUAGCAAAUCAAUACAAGGCAGAGAAUAAUAGCGAUGCAGGGCAUAAUGAUGAAGAAAAUUUAUGUCGAAUAUGUUGUGAUGCUCAACAAAACUGUGUAUUUUUAGACUGUGGACAUAUGGUUACUUGUAUGGACUGCGCCAAAAAGCUGCUAGAAUCAAGAAAUGAAUGCCCAAUUUGCCGCGAGCCUAUCCUUAAGCUAGUUCAUGUCUUUCGUUCCUAAUAUUCCAGAAUUAUUCCCCCUCCCCUUCUUAUACUUACCUUGUACAAUAAAGUCUGCAUAUAUAUAUAUAUAUAUAUCUUUGGAAAUCAAGCCAUUGGUAAGGUUAAAUGCUUUAUGGAUCAUCUUUGCAAAAAGAUAAAUGUUAAAUAAAACCUUACUAAUAAAAAAAAAGGGAAAGUUUGCCUCGUUUCGCAAUACUCUUCGUUUUGCUUAUUGUUACCGUAAAUUCUUUCUUCUUCUUUGCAUAAUUCUAAGACUUGAAAUUUGAUUUUAACUUUGUAAACCUUCUUUUACUUUACC
Molecule: messenger RNA, 1865 nt
Organism: Gilbertella persicaria
Lineage: Eukaryota; Fungi; Mucoromycota; Mucoromycetes; Mucorales; Choanephoraceae
Exons: 5
Coding region: 258-1565 (435 amino acids)
Molecular function (GO): metal ion binding
Source: RefSeq, a predicted model, not a curated record